Betta splendens (Siamese fighting fish) is the source of this 3568-nucleotide messenger RNA. RefSeq names its product actin binding LIM protein family, member 3 (gene ablim3). Gene Ontology annotation, molecular function: actin filament binding. The coding region runs from base 413 to 2503 and encodes 696 amino acids. NCBI's taxonomy places the organism in Eukaryota, Metazoa, Chordata, Actinopteri, Anabantiformes, Osphronemidae. Gene Ontology annotation, biological process: cytoskeleton organization; lamellipodium assembly; cilium assembly. The transcript is spliced from 24 exons. The record is from RefSeq and is a predicted model, not a curated record. Gene Ontology annotation, cellular component: stress fiber; actin cytoskeleton.
CGCGAGAGGCGCACGGUGACAGAGGCGGCACACGGUCAGGCAUAGCGCGGCGGAGGUUGGAGCAGCCAAGAGCGAAAAUGUGAAGGUGGAAUCCGAGCGAGCAGCAUUUUAUCAUAACUGACGAGUGUUUCACGUUGGAAGGGGAAAAAAAACGCAAACACACCCGACGUUCGCACUCAACAACAACAGGAGCCGUUUGGAUUUUAUUUUCUGUGGAUAUUUGCUUAAUUUCAUCUUUCUGGCUGUGUGCACCUUGUCACAAACUGGGACGGACGGCGAGAAGCAUCACUUGGGUUCCCCGGAGAAUUACACAAAUUGCACGGAGCAAAGUGCAGCGCGGAGAUUUCCUCUUAAUUUAUGGGAUUGUUUUCGACGGAGCCGCUUUGUUUGAGAUAAAAGCUCGUCGGGCGUCAUGAGUUCCAGUGCUUAUCACCAAGGCUCAACAGGUGGUGAACGAAGCACUGGACCGAUACGGUGCCAGCGAUGUCGGGAAACAUGCAAAGGAGAGGUUGUACGCGUGCAAGAGACCCACUUUCACGUCAAGUGUUUCACCUGUACCGUGUGUAACUGUGAUCUGGCUCGAUCCGGGUUCUUCCAGAAGAAGGGCGAGUACAUCUGUACGGCCGACUACCAGCGCCUGUACGGCACGCGCUGCGACCGCUGCGAGAGCUUCAUCACGGGAGAGGUGGUGUCUGCGCUGGGACGCACGUACCACCCGAAGUGCUUCGUCUGCAGCGUGUGCAGUAAACCCUUCCCCAUCGGAGACAGAGUGACGUUCAGCGGCAAGGACUGCGUGUGCCAGCAGUGCUCUCACACACUCGUCAAGCCCAAUGAACCCAUCAAGGUCCACGGGCCCAGCCACUGCGCCGGCUGCGGAGCUGAGAUCAAGCAGGGUCAGUCUCUCCUGGCGCUGGAGAAGCAGUGGCACGUCAGCUGCUUCAGAUGUCGGACCUGCAACAUGGUCCUCACCGGAGAAUACAUCAGCAAGGAUGGAGUGCCGUACUGCGAGGCAGAUUACCACGCCCAGUACGGGGUGAAAUGUGAGACCUGCAGCAGAUACAUCAGUGGACGGGUCCUGGAGGCGGGAGGGAAACACUACCAUCCGACCUGCGCCCGCUGCGCCCGCUGUAACAUGAUGUUCAAAGAGGGAGAGGAAAUGUACCUGACAGGAUGCGAGGUGUGGCACCCGCUAUGCAAGCAGGCGGCGCGGGCCGAGCGGAGACUCAGGCACAGGCGCCUGUCGGAGACCUCCAUCUCCCCACCGGGCUCCUCCAUCGGCUCUCCCAGCAGAGUUAUAUGCGCCAGAGUGGAGAAUGAGAUCCUAAAUUAUAAGGACCUAGCUGCCCUGCCAAAGGUCAAGGCCAUAUAUGAGGUCCAACAGCCAGACCUCAUUUCCUCCUCAUACCAGCCCUACCACAGAUACACCUCUGAUGACAGGCUAGACACUUACAGCUAUGGGGAGUCGCUGGGGACGCUUUCUCCCUACUCUCAGGACUACGACAGCUUGGAUAUGAAGCAGAGGCGCUGCUCCAGUCCAGGUUACAUCGACUCGCCAACGUAUAGUCGUCAAGGCAUGUCCCCCAUCAUGCCUCGCUCUCCGCAGCACUACGGCUACCCUGCCUACAGAGAGGAAAACACAGGCUCUGAGAGCGGCAGGAGUUCUCCUUAUUACGGCCAAGAGGGGCGUUCGAGCACACCCACCACCAACCAGCCCCCUAGGCAUUUUCACGUGCCAGCCACAGGGGACCCUUACAUCUACAGGAAGCCUCCCAUCUAUAAGCGAACCGCCACCAAAAGCAGGACCAGCGAGGACAUCCUGCGGUCCUCCAGGCUGUCCACCUACUCUCCUGAACCCUACUCCCAGUCAGAGUCGGACUACUGCCCGUACACCAGCUCCCCCAAGGCAUAUUGGGCACCAAGAAGACGCUUCUCGACAGGGGGAGAUGAAGAGAGUUGGAGUCACAGCCUUCAAAGAAUCGGGAGUGGCAUCGGGAGGCUCAUCCUAAAGGAGGAGAUGAAAGCCCGAUCCGGUUCCUAUGACAACGACCCCUGGGGCAGUGCGAGGAAUUCUCGUAGUGGGAGCAAGGAAACACUAAACACCACGGGCUACGGCACCACGGUGUACAACAACACCGUCAACGGCUCUCCUCGGUCUCAGUACAGCACAGAUAGUGAUUUUGUAUGCAAGUCUGCCUCACUACCAGGAUACGGGCGUAACGGCAUGCAGCGGCCUCAGAGUGCAGACUGCUACCAGUACCAGUACGACAGCGCCAACGAGGUGAACUGGGGGAGCAGAGCUGAAUACAAGACUUACCCAUACGAAGCGCUCAUUGUCACCACCAGAGGGCGCAACAGACUGCCCAAAGAUGUGGACAGAGCCAGACUGGAGCGCCACCUCUCCCCUGAGGAGUUCGUCCAGGUGUUUGGUAUGACCAUGGAGGAUUUUGACCGGCUGGCUCUGUGGAAAAGAAAUGAGCUGAAGAAACAAGCUAGACUCUUUUAGCCAAGUAUGAACAUCCAGUGAAUACUGCCAUAAGUUGAGCCUCGGACUCGACCCACUGUAGGAAGGAAGACAAAGACAAAGACUCCAGUUCAACUGCCAUGGCUGAGAACCUGUUCUAGAUCUCCUCGGAGGAAGUACCAAACUCUGGUCGCUCCGGCGUGGACCCGUGGGAUAUCCAGGGAGGACGACGCAGACAUCAUGCAAAGAUGGACUGAUGCACUGUUAGAUGAUUGAUAGCUGUGUGCUGGAGUGGAGUGUGAGCAAUACAGACUGUAGUACAGUAGCUGUGUGUUUCUUAGACCUAAAGGAUGAAGGAAGACAUGAUGGCCCCUAGAAAGCCACGCGCGUGUGUGUGUGUGUGUGCGUGUGAUGUGUGUGUGUGCGUCUGGAGCUACAGUACGAAAACAUGUUGAGGAGAAUUAUGGCUUUGCCUUAUUUGCUAUGCUCUCUUAGAUAUGAGUGCGCAGCACCAGCAACCUGAGUGAGUAGAAUGUAGAUACAGUAUCAUUUAUGACACUUUACGAGUGUGAGCGCUUAGUUGAAAAGAAUGAGUGUGUGAUCAUACACAAUUACUUUGCUUUGGUUUGUUUACCUGUUCCCCCACGUUUUCACUCAAUACCGUUGCCCUCACACUAAUUGAUAGAGAAAGGAACACGAAGGAAGUUCCGCGUGAGCUGCACUGAUCUGUGGCAGCGUGAGCACCAACGUGGGGAUGCGUUUCUGCAUAUUAGCCGAUCACUUCCAUGGAACAGACCAUACAGCUGUAAUGAAACCCACAGUAAGAAUGUGCAAAGAGAGGAAACUGGCGGUCAACGUUUUCCAGUUCAUUGCAACUCACUGGUGACUUAAUGUUUCAGGAUGAGAUCCAUAGUCAUCCAUACAUUUACAUUCGCUAUCACUGAUUUUUUUUUUAGAACAAUGAAACAAUUAUUUUGUAGCUACAGAGAUUAUAUUUGCUUCACACUAAAACACAUUUACAAAGAUCCAGGGUUGUCAAGAAGUUUACUUCCUUUGAAUACUGUUUUCAUUUUGUCACUAAAGAUUAAAAUUCAAAUCCAAAUCAGA